This is a messenger RNA of Peromyscus maniculatus bairdii (prairie deer mouse), 1985 nucleotides long. It is a transcript of the gene Cwc25, whose product is annotated as CWC25 spliceosome associated protein. Gene Ontology annotation, cellular component: U2-type spliceosomal complex. Gene Ontology annotation, biological process: mRNA splicing, via spliceosome. NCBI's taxonomy places the organism in Eukaryota, Metazoa, Chordata, Mammalia, Rodentia, Cricetidae. The record is from RefSeq and is a predicted model, not a curated record.
CCGGAAGUGCGAUCUCGAGCGGGCGGGGAAGGGGGCAGCUGGUUCCUUUAGGGAUCAGGUCCUGUGAGGCGGUCUCAGAACUGAGACCUGAGACCGUUUCCUCUCCAUCUCCGCUGAAUCUUUCAGGUCCACGGACUGAGGAAACGUCUCCACCGUCAUGGGAGGCGGAGACCUGAACCUGAAGAAGAGCUGGCACCCACAGACCCUUCGAAAUGUGGAGAAAGUGUGGAAGGCAGAGCAGAAACAUGAGGCCGAGCGGAAGAAGAUUGAGGAGCUUCAGCGAGAGCUGCGGGAGGAGAGAGCUCGGGAAGAGAUGCAGCGCUACGCUGAGGACGUCGGGGCUGUCAAGAAAAAAGAAGAAAAGUUGGAUUGGAUGUACCAGGGUCCUGGUGGGAUGGUGAACCGUGAUGAGUACCUGCUGGGUCGCCCCAUUGACAAGUACGUCUUUGAGAAGAUGGAGGAGAAGGAGGCAGGCUGUUCUUCUGAGACAGGACUCCUCCCAGGCUCGAUCUUUGCCCCGUCAGGUGCCAAUUCCCUUCUUGACAUGGCCAGCAAAAUCCGGGAAGACCCUCUCUUCCUCAUCAGGAAGAAAGAGGAGGAGAAAAAAAGAGAGGUCCUGAACAAUCCUGUGAAAAUGAAGAAAAUCAAAGAGUUGUUGCAAAUGAGUCUGGAAAAGAAGGAGAAGAAGAAAAAGAAGGAGAAGAAAAAGAAGCACAAGAAACAUAAACAUAGAAGCUCCAGCAGUGAUCGCUCCAGCAGUGAGAGCGAGCACGGCCAGGGCAGAUCUCAAAAGAAGAUGGCAAAUUCCUGUCCUGUUUUGUCCAAAGUCCCUGGAUAUGGCUUACAGGUGAGGGACUCCGACCGGAACCAGGGUUCUCUGAUGGCUGAGCAAAGGGAGGUGAAGAACCAUUCCCGCUCAAGAAGCUCCUCCCACUCACCCCCCAGACAUGCCAGCCGGAAGAGCUCCAAGGAAGAGAGGUCCCGGGACAGGAGGUCUCGAUCCCCGGGCAGGAGGUCACGGUCUCCAAGGCCCAGCAGAGCGCAUGCCUCUAAGGUAAACAGGAAAGACAGAGAUAGCCCAUCACCUAAAAAGGAGGUCUACCAGAGGCGGCAUGCUUCCGGAUACACCAGAAAACUCUCAGCAGAGGAGCUAGAGCGGAAGCGCCAGGAGAUGAUGGCAAACGCCAGGUGGAGGGAGGAGGAGAGGCUGAACACCCUCAAGAGGCAUGCCAAGGAAGAUGAGCGGGAACGCAGACUGGAGAAGCUGGACCCUCGCUCUGGCAAGUUCAUCCAUCGCAUGAAGCUGGAGAGCGCAUCUACUUCCUCCCUGGAGGACCGGGUAAAGCGCAACAUCCAUUCUCUACAGAGAACACCAGUAGCUCUGGAGAAGAGCUUCAUGAAAAGAUGAAAACCAGUCCCUCUUACUGGUUUUCCUGAAUUCUCCAGGGAGGCUGUGGAGUCCUUAAAAUUCUCUUUAUAAGAGUUCAAAUGGCUUCUUCUACAGAUGAAAAACCACCACUGUUCAAAGUGCCCCUUGUCCAUUGACUCCUGAAACAUGGUACAUUCUUUAAAAACCAAUGUGACUUGAUUUGGGGACCCUCAGGACCUUUGGCUGUGCACUGUGGGAUUUGACUGUGAUCUAAUGGUUGGGCACUGGGCUGUCCUGGGGGCUGGGAUGCUUGCCACACCUCUUCCCUCCCACCUGAAUGAAUGGAUCAGACCUUCCAGAGACCUCUCUCCACAGCCCAGAUAGACUCUGCUUACUGGGAUAAAUGAGCACUGACUUUAUUUAGUAGAUCUUCUGACAGAAUAGCCAAGUGUCAAGACGAGUCAAGAGAGUGACAUAAAACUGGAAGAUAAAACAGUACCCAAAAAAACCCCAAAUGAACUGUUAAAUAUUUGUCUUUGAGAUGUAAUAGUCUAAUGUGUAUAUGUACAAAUGUAUAUUUUAUACAUGCUUUAAAAAAGCUAGCUUUGUGAGAACA